CCAUGCACAGAUUUCACAAGGAAAUGAUAGUAGUGAAUGAAUGAUCGUCGAGAAAGCGAAGUCUUAUAGACUAGACGGCCGGUACAGUUUAGGCGCAUGCGCAGGAGACGGGCGGUAAAUCUGGGUGACGGCUACACGCUGCGGUCAGCCCGCGUCAUGGCGAGUAGAUUAUUCAAGAAAGCGAAGGGAGAGGCCGCUGCUGGGAAGACGAAGGAUAUCUUGAGCGACACGGACUUCCAGAGAGAGCUGGUGGCGGCCGGCGAGCGACUCGUCGUUGUCAACUUUUCCGCCGUUUGGUGUGCCCCAUGCAAGAAGAUAGCUCCGGCGUUUGUUAGACUGAGCGAAGAGUACGGGUCUGCUAUCUUUCUCAAGGUCGACACGGACAUUUGCAGGGGAACAGCAAGAAAGUAUGGAAUUGAAUCCACACCGACCUUCACAUUCUUCAUGAAUAGACAGAGAAUCAAGGACUCAGACGUGAAGGGAGCAAAUGAGGUGGCGCUAGAGGCAGCUAUCAUCAAACAGACUCGAGAACACCAAGAAGCUACUGAUGUGGUCGAAGCCUCCAUUACUGUGCCAGGCCAGGUAAACCUGGCGUCUCUUAUUGACCACAGUGGGAGUGAGUGUCUGAACGAGAGUGACGAUCAUCCGUUCACAAACUGUCUCAAGACAAACGCAAAGUACCUGGAGAGUGACUGUGACCCCCAGCUGAUCAUUGUCCUGGCUUUCGUGCAGUCAGUCAAGCUCCACACCAUGCAGAUCAUAGCUCCAACUGAUGGUAGGGCACCGAAGACAGUGAAACUAUUUAUUAACCAGCCACAGACGCUAGACUUUGACACGGCAGAACAGAGUACACCACUCCAAGAGUUUACUUUGACAGAAGAGAGUGUUUUGGAAGACUCGAAGAUCCCACUGAGUUUCGUCAAGUUUCAGAACGUGCAGAAAUUGACGGUAUUUGUACAGGACAAUCAAGGAGGGGAGGAAACAUCGGUCGUAAGAUACCUAGGACUUUACGGCACACCGUUAGACACCACUAACAUGAGCGACUUCAAAAGAAUAGCAGGAGAGAAAGGUGAGAGGCACGCGUGAACUGUGGACAAUUCUCUAUAAUCAUAGCUUUUGUUUUAAUUGUGUGUCAGUAUAAUAUCACGGAGCAGAGCUAUAAUAAUAUGGGCAAGCCUACCAAAUUGUGCCGCUUCUAUUCUGUACGUUGAUAGGCCAUAAUCUUUGUUGUUGAAGAAACCUGGGUUGUAGUCAUAUAUACAAAUGUGUGGCAUAAGUAUUGCAUCACCACUUUCCCUACAAGAUCUGCCUACCAACCAGUCAUACAAUACACACCAUUUUUAUACACAUAACAAUACACUGGCUCUACAUCAAUACACAGUGUGUCUGCCGGGAGAGAACGCGGGAAGAGCUAAGUGCUGGAUUUCUUGGACAGCUGGAAUCUGACGGCAAUGAAAGGUAGAGAGAAACCAAGACUCGCUCCGCCCAUCAGAACGAAAAACAGACGCAGCUUGUUCUUUGUCUGGAACGGCAUAUUAGUGCCUGGCGCGUUGUCAAAGUGAACUCUUCUGAGAAGUGGCGUCCUCGAGCGGGAAAGGAGUGUCAUUGCCAGUCUGCUUGCCAUGUUUCUCUAGCGCUUCAGUGCAGUUGUUGCUGUUAUGAAGGCUCACGUGA
This is a messenger RNA of Geodia barretti, 1674 nucleotides long. NCBI's taxonomy places the organism in Eukaryota, Metazoa, Porifera, Demospongiae, Tetractinellida, Geodiidae. The record is from the annotation of a GenBank genome assembly.